Molecule: messenger RNA, 1947 nt
Organism: Triplophysa dalaica
Lineage: Eukaryota; Metazoa; Chordata; Actinopteri; Cypriniformes; Nemacheilidae
Gene: ppwd1
Product: peptidylprolyl isomerase domain and WD repeat containing 1
Exons: 11
Coding region: 30-1889 (619 amino acids)
Biological process (GO): protein peptidyl-prolyl isomerization
Molecular function (GO): protein binding; peptidyl-prolyl cis-trans isomerase activity
Source: RefSeq, a predicted model, not a curated record
GAAGAAGAAGUAUAAACUUUGGGGGAAAAAUGGCGUCCGACGUGAGCCGUGAUGGUUCAGAAAACAAACGAAAGUUAGAGGCAAAUGAAGAUGAAUGGGUCGGUCCUUUGCCUAGCGAGGCUACGCAAACAAAAAAGAAGAAAGUUCUUGAAUAUGAAAGAGUUUAUUUGGAAAAUUUGCCCUCCGCCUCCAUGUAUGAAAGAAGUUACAUGCACAGAGAUGUUAUUUCCCACAUUGUUUGCUCCAAAACAGAUUUUGUUAUCACGGCGAGUCAAGACGGCCAUGUAAAAUUCUGGAAGAAGGAGGAGGAGGGAAUAGAGUUUGUGAAACACUUUCGCAGUCACUUAAGUGUGAUCGAGUGUGCUUCUGUAAGUGCUGAAGGUGCACUUUACUGCUCCGUGGGUGAUGAUCAAGCUAUGAAAGUUUUUGAUGUGGUCAACUUCGACAUGAUCAACAUGCUUAAACUUGGCUUCCAUCCAGGCCAAUGUGAAUGGAUUUAUAAUCCGGGCGAUGCCAUUUCCACAGUCGCCUGUUCGGAGAAAUCAACAGGGAAGAUUUUUGUUUACGACGGUCGUGGAGGGAAUCAGCCUUUGCACAGGUUUGACAAGAUGCACAGCGCGCCUCUGUCUCAAAUCCGCCUGAAUCCAAAGUAUCGCGUCAUCGUCUCUGCGGAUAAAGCGGGGAUGAUUGAAUACUGGACGGGGCUCCCGAGCGAUUUCAAAUUUCCACGGCAGGUGGAAUGGGUGUAUAAGACGGACACGGACUUGUACGAGUUUGCCAAGGGCAAAACGUAUCCUUCCAGCCUGGCUUUCUCUCACGACGGCAAGAAAAUGGCCACAAUCGCUACAGACCGCAAAGUGAGGAUUUUCAGAUUCCUGACUGGAAAGUUGAUGAGGGUGUUCGACGAAUCGUUAACGAUGUUCACGGAGCUCCAGCAGAUGCGCCAGCAGUUGCCUGAUAUGGAGUUUGGCCGCAGGAUGGCUGUAGAGCGAGAGCUGGAGAAGGUGGACGGCAUUCGACACGCCAACAUCAUCUUUGAUGAGACCGGACACUUCGUGCUGUAUGGCACUAUGCUGGGCAUCAAGGUCAUAAAUGUGGAGACUAACAGGUGUGUGCGGAUCCUUGGGAAACAGGAGAACAUCCGUGUGGUGCAUCUUAGCUUGUUUCAGGGUGUAGCCAAGGCCAUGCAGGCCGCUCCGACCAUUGAGAUGAAGGCCUCCGACAACCCAGCUCUGCAGAGCCAAGACCCAGACCCAACCAUCUUCUGCACGGCCUUCAAGAAGAAUCGCUUUUACAUGUUUACAAAGAGAGAGCCGGUGGACACCAAGAGCGCCGAAUCUGACCGCGACAUCUUCAACGAGAAGCCUUCUAAAGAGGAAGUGAUGGCGGCCACACAAGCAGAAGGGCCAAAAAGAGUGUCAGACAGCGCCAUCAUCCACACCACGAUGGGCGACGUACACAUCAAACUCUUUCCUGUGGAAUGCCCUAAAACUGUGGAGAACUUCUGCGUCCACAGCAGGAACGGCUACUACAACAGUCACAUAUUUCAUCGGGUCAUCAAGGGUUUCAUGAUCCAGACCGGUGACCCAACGGGCACAGGGAUGGGUGGAGAAAGCAUCUGGGGCGGAGAGUUUGAAGACGAGUUUCAUGCCACCCUGAGACACGACAGACCAUACACCCUCAGUAUGGCCAAUGCAGGCCCAGGAACCAACGGCUCGCAGUUCUUCAUCAACGUCGUCCCAACGCCCUGGUUGGACAACAAGCACACUGUCUUUGGGAGGACCACUAAGGGGAUGGAGGUUGUCCAGAGGAUCUCAAACCUUAAAGUCAACCCCAAGACCGACAAGCCAUACGAAGACAUCAGUAUCAUAAAUAUCACCGUCAAAUAAAUAGUCCCGUUGAAAGACCAAUCUUCUGUUUUUGUAAAAUAAAGAACCAUUUUUUUAA